Molecule: messenger RNA, 8020 nt
Organism: Ceratitis capitata (Mediterranean fruit fly)
Lineage: Eukaryota; Metazoa; Arthropoda; Insecta; Diptera; Tephritidae
Gene: BRWD3
Product: bromodomain and WD repeat-containing protein 3
Exons: 16
Coding region: 270-7481 (2403 amino acids)
Biological process (GO): cytoskeleton organization; regulation of cell shape; regulation of transcription by RNA polymerase II
Cellular component (GO): nucleus
Molecular function (GO): protein binding
Source: RefSeq, a predicted model, not a curated record
UUAAAAGUUGCAUAAACAGCCAUCUCUUUUUUACCUAUAAGAUGUCAUCUGUCAAAAAGUUCACCAUUUGAGGAAACGAGCAAGGCACGAAUCACCGUGAAUAAAUAGACGACAAGAAUAUGAGGCGACGAAGACUGCAGAAGUAGCAGAAGAAUAAAUUUUUCAUUCGCUUGUACGUUCUGACUGAAGGAGAUAUUUUCAAUUUAUACAAAGAAUAAGUAACUAUAAAAGUGAUUCAAUGUGGUAUUUAACUAAAUAAAUGUUGCAAAAUGGAAUAUGAUAAACAGUUAGUAGCGGAGAGAGUUGUAACUCCUGAAUUAUAUUUUCUAAUAUCGAAGUUUUUAUCUUCGGGCCCGCUACGUGAAACGGCUGAGGUGCUGAUUCGUGAAUUAGAAGAAAAAAAGGUUCUACCACGGCGGACAGAUUGGUUGGGAAAUGAACACGAGCAAAGCUUCGCAGAAUUGGAGCAAAAAUAUGCACACAUUGGACCAAAUCAUUUGUUAGAAAUAUGUUGUCGUAUAGGACCGAUACUUGACAAAGAAUUACCGCCAGCCGUUUUAGGUAUAAUUUCAUUACUUGGUACUGGCCGCCAAAGUUUAUUGCGGACGGAGGAGAGCAUUUACCGGUCACGGUCCUUACUGGACUACUGCACACGUCUACAUGGCGUAUCACUGCCAGACUCAUCAAUAACAAAACAUAUACACAACUUACAAAAAGUUCUUAUUGGUCGUGAGUAUGGAGGCCCGAUUCGUAGAAAAUUAUUGGUUCCAAUUAGUCUCUACAGCAAAACCAAAUUGUUAAAGCGCACUGUAGGACAUUUAUCGUCCGUGUAUUGUGUGCUUUUUGAUCGCACUGGACGCUACAUAAUAACGGGCGCUGAUGACUUGCUCGUGAAAAUAUGGUCAGCAAUUGAUGGUCGUUUACUGGCUACCCUUCGGGGCGCUUCGGCGGAAAUAACAGAUAUAGCCAUAAAUUUAGAUAAUACAAUGUUAGCAGCUGGUUCAUUAGAUCGUAUACUUCGAGUGUGGGACAUGCAAACUACUUCGCCAAUAGCUGUGCUCUCAGGCCAUACAGGCAUGAUAACAUCCUUGAAUUUUUGUCCUUCUCCCCGCGGCGAUUUGAAGUAUUUGGUGACCACUAGUACUGAUGGCUCGAUUGCAUUUUGGCAGUACUCUACGCCACGAGGGCAAAAAAUCACUUUUGCACCCAAGCCAAUACAGUAUCACGAAAAGUUACGACCGGGACAGGCGCAAAUGUUGUGUACCACAUUUUCUCCAGGUGGAAUGUUUCUUGCAGCCGGUUCGGCAGAUCAUCAUGUAAGAGUAUAUAUUAUGUCUGAAGAUGGGCCGAAACGUAUACUUGAAACUGAAGCUUAUACCGAUGCGGUAGAUUCCGUUCAGUGGUCACAUCGAGGUUUACACUUCAUUUCGGGUAGCAAAGAUGGCACAGCACAUAUAUGGAAUUUCGAAUCACAACAAUGGAAAAGUAUAAAACUGUGUAUGACAGAACGAUUGCCAAGUUGUCCACCACCAGAAGAGGGAAAAAAACUGAAAGUUACUAUGGUAGCAUGGGAUUGCUCCGACAAAUAUGUCAUUACUGCAGUAAAUGAUUUUACAAUUAAAAUAUGGCAUUCAAAAACGGGUAAACUGCAUCGUGUGCUACGUGGGCAUAAAGAUGAACUAUAUGUGCUUGAGUCAAAUCCGAAAGAUGAGCAUGUUUUGCUGUCUGCUGGUCAUGAUGGACAAGUGUUUUUAUGGGAUAUAGAAAAUGGAGUUUCUGUUGCUGAGUUUAUGAACGAUAUUGAUGGACAAGGCCAUGGUAGUGUUUUCGAUGCAAAAUGGUCCCCGGAUGGUACAAUGAUAGCCGCUACAGAUUCACAUGGUCAUUUACUAAUAUAUGGACUAGGCAUUUGUCCAGAUAAGUACAAAAUGCUACCAAACGAAUUAUUUUUCCACACGGACUAUCGUCCAUUAAUGCGAGACGCUUCUCAAUAUGUUGUUGAUGAGCAAACACAAGUUAUGCCACAUUUGAUGCCACCACCUUUUCUCGUUAAUUCGGAAGGUAAUCCCUAUCCAGUACAGUAUCAACGUUUUGUACCCGGUCGCGAAAAUUGUACUCGCGAACAGUUGAGACAAAUUUUAACAGUUGGUGAUGAUGGUACGGUUAUUGUCCCCAAUAUCAAUGGUACUGGCGGUAAUUUUUCUCAUAUUGACCGCUUAAUUGCCGUAUUGGCGAAUCGUCAGGGAGCUGCGCCUCCAUCGCCUGCAAUAGCGGGCAAUCAACCGCCAGCUAACAAUCCUUCAGGCAACCAUUCACAGUUAGAUCGACUUAUUGAGGCACUUGCAAGUCGUCAGGGUCAAGAUCAGGCUCCUGACUCUAAUAACCGUCCAUCUAGUAGCCGUUCUGCACUCGUGGGAGCUGGGCAAUUACGUUACAGUUUUGACGACAUGCCUGGACGACAACUUGAUGCAAGUAAUGCAAUCCGUCAACCUACUGGCCAUGUGCGUUCUUCCGGAGAUCACCAAUUGAUACCGACUGUCGACCAACCAACACAGGCCUCACAAAUUAAGUAUUUUCGACGAAUAUAUGUACGCCCUAUGAAAUACCAACAAUUGCAAAACCUUAAACAAACUGUAUAUGCGGCUGGUCAAUAUGAGAUGCAAGAAUAUAAACGAGAGAUGCGUAGGCGACCUAUUAUGAUUACUACCGGUAACGUAGCGUGCAUUCAACUCAGUACUGGCCGUCAACGCACUACUCGUGGCAACAACGGUAUGGGUGGUGCAGUUCGUUCACGGCGUCGCCAAGGGCAAGGUAGCCAGUCCCAGCCUGCUUAUCGAACACGUGCUGUACGUGGUCAGGAAGAGCUGGAUGCGCCACCGCCGCCAGAAGAAGAGGAGGAGGAUGAGGAAAGCAACUCCUCCUCGGGCGAUACCAGCUACUCUAAUGUAGAAGAAAACUUGGAAGAGUCUUCGGAUGAUUCGGAUACUGAAAGCUCCGAUUACUCUGAUUGGGUAGCCGAUACACCAGGACCAAACUUGGAGCCACCGAAACGAUCAAAACGUAAACCAUUAUCAAGAAGGCGCACAUUUAGUGACGAUAGUAGUGAUGAGACCACGGAACAAGCUACUACAUCUGCUGGCGCCGCCGCAAAGGCAUCAAGGAGAAACAAACGCGUUAUUAUACCGCCGCCAGCACCUAAUGGUGAAAUACCCGAGUUAUAUAGGCCAGCCGAGUGGCUAUCGGAAGUGAUACCGCGUAAGGCGCCCUAUUAUCCACAAAUGGGCGAUGAAGUGGUAUACUUUCGACAAGGACAUCAACGUUAUUUGGAAGCGGCGCGCCUCAAAAAAGUAUAUAAGCUAACACACAGUUCGGAGCCAUGGAAUUUUCGUACACUUCGCGAUCGUGAAUUUGUACGUGUAAUUGGCAUAAAGUAUGAAAUUCGUCCACCACGUUUGUGUUGCUUAAAAUUGGCAAUGAUUGAUGAUGAUGGUAAUAUGACGGGCACUUCAUUUAAGAUCAAAUACCACGACAUGCCGGAUGUACUCGAUUUUCUUGUUUUGCGCCAGACGUUUGACUUGGCGGUACAGCGUAAUUGGAGUGUUGGGGAUCGUUUCCGUUGCAUGAUUGGGGAUGGCUGGUGGAUGGGACAAAUCGAAUCUCGUUAUGCCCUUUCUGCUGAUUUUCCCGAUUCAUAUUUUAUGUGUUUCCGUGUACGUUGGGAUAACGGGGAAUAUGAGUAUAUGAGCCCGUGGGAUAUGGAACCAAUUGACGAGAAUCGUCUGCCGGAUGAGGUAGGUGGUGCAGUACCUGUGUUACAGGAGGAGAUACGUGCUACAUUGUAUCAACCUAAAUCGGAAGAAUGGCAUAGAGGAGAUCGUGACGGUUCUUGCAGGCGUAUCAUUAACGGUUUAGAACAGGUUAUGCGUCUCUCGAUCGCAGAACAUUUCUUAGCGCCAGUUGACCUAAAUGUUUAUCCUGACUAUGCCUAUUUGAUUGAAUAUCCAAUUGAUUUAACUACAAUAAAAUCGCGUUUUGAAAAUCACUUUUAUCGACGCAUAACAUCAGCCCAAUUCGACGUGCGGUAUUUGGCAACCAAUGCUGAGAAAUAUAAUCGUUCUCAUACGAACAUAGUUAAGCAUGCACGCAUUAUAACCGAUCUUUGUCUGCGUGUAAUAAGGGAACCCAAUGAUAUUGAUGUUGCAGCUGUUUACCAUCAAUUAGUUGACGUUUAUCACUCAUCGGAAACAGAAAACGACAAUGAAUCAGAUGUUGUACCCUCAACAAGCACUGGCCCAUCUACAUCAGCUGCGGCACGUCAGAAAAUGUCUGCCACACGACGUUCCAGCCGGAUACGGUCUGAUGGUGACUGGCGGGCAGAUUGUCGACAGUUAUUGGACUUAAUGUGGCAACGAAACGAUUCGGUGCCGUUUCGUGAACCAGUCGAUACACUAGAAUUUCCCGAUUAUUUGGAAAUUAUUUCUUCUCCAAUGGAUUUGCGUACAGUAAAGGAAGAUUUGCUCGGUGGAAACUAUGAAGAUCCUUUGGACUUUGCAAAGGAUGUGCGCUUGAUAUUUCAAAAUUCACGCAAUUAUAAUACCAACAAACGUUCGCAAAUUUAUGCCAUGACUCUGCGUUUGAGUGCAUUAUUCGAAUCGCAAAUAAAGACCGUAAUAAGUAAUUGGAAGGCAGCGCGCCGGCGUGCGAAUAAGAAUGCAGGCAGCGGCGGUGGUCGAGGAUCCAGCAGCAGCCCAACAAAACGCCAACCUCCUGACGCAUCUAAACGUGGCCGCAGUCAACGCAACACACGGCAACUACACAGCUCCGAUGAUGACGAUGAUGAUGAUGACGACGAUGACAUUGUUCGUAGAGGUCACGCGAAUGUACAAUCGCGCGUUACACAACGACGUGUUGCUAGCGGAACGACAAAUGGUCGAAAUGGUCUGCUUCGCGGCACUAUAUCGGCAUCAGCAAGUACAUCCGCGGGCUCGAAUCGCGUUAGCUCGUCUUCUGCAUUACAACGUCGCGGAGGCGAACCAGCACAAGCAAGGCGCAGCUCACGUCGGAAGGCGGCAAGUCAAGAGUUAGAAGAUGAUGAUGAUGUCGAUGAAGAAGAAGAAGAUGACGCUGAAUUGCAUGUAACCGAUGAGCAUAGCACUGGGUCGAGCUCUACUUCCGGAGACAGCGAUAGCGAGGAUAAUUCUGAAGAGGACUUAAAUGAUAGCAACGAUGGAUCAGAUAACGAUGGUGCGCGCGCUAAACGUGGUACAGCGCGCCAACGAAAACGGCGAAGUGGUGCCGACGAUUCGGAAGACAGCUAUAAGCCGGACAACGAUCGACGCAGUGGUGGACGGCGUGGAGGUAGUAAGCGGAGUAGAAAAAAUAAAGCUGCGAAAAAGUCGAGUAGAAAGCAGCAGGACAAACGAAAGCAAACCUCGCGAAAGCGUGUUAGACGUAUCGAAGACGAUGAUGAUGAGGAUUAUAUGGAAAACAGCAACAAAAGGAGAACAACGACUACGGUCACUGCUGCUUCAAAUGGGCCUGGUCGCACUACAAAUGGCAAUGUUCGCAGAGGGAAUAGACGACGCUUGCAAUCGUCAGAGGAAGAACAUGACGACAUGAUGCAUCACACAAGUUCGCAACUGGAUGAGAGCACGCAAGAUACGAUUACAGGGCAGACGGCUCGAAAUGGAAUGUCGACGCCGAAGAAGCGCGCACCAGCGACUGGGCGUCCGCAGCGAAGUAACCCAGCUGCUAUAGAGAACGGGCCUUCCACAAGUGCUAAUGCAAUGUUGCAACAGAGCCCUUCACGUAAUACACGUAUGCAGACGAACACAUCGACGGCGAGUGGAGUGACGACGCUGGGUAAUAGGAGGAGUGCGACAGAAAUCGAUCACAGCUAUCAUCUUCCCAUGCGUAAUGGUCGUAUUGCGGAUUCGGACACAGAUUCUCGUGAAGUGGCAGCAAAUGCACGCCCCACAAGGUCUAGUUUCAAGCGUGCAAUUUUAGAAUGGGCGCGAACAAGCGAUGUUGAAGACGACGAACAAGAACAGGAAGAGGUUGAAUAUGAGGAGGAAGAUAGUGAGGAAGCGGAGGAGAUUUUGCCUACCCCGACGCCUACGAAAAUAUCGCCUUCGAAGACAAACAAUACCGGUAAACAAUGUAAUAGUGGCCCUUCCACCAGUCGAGCUGCUCACAUUGACGCUGUCGGGCCUGUAUCUGUUGGUCAAGUGCGGCAGCUGCGCACCAAUCGUAAUACGGUUGUUGAACCGCCACACGAGGAUGAUGAUUCAGAGGAUGGUGACGGUAGUGAGAAUGAACCCCUCGCUGCGAGUCAAGGCGCCACAGCAGGCGUCCAGAGCCGAAUUCAUCCUGCCAGUUACCCGCCCACCCGCAGCGCUACGAAUACUGCCACGCCGCGCUUACAGGCACACGCUGCUGCCAUGAGCAACGCUCACAUGACCCGCUCACAUGCUACAUCUACAACGUCAUCUUCGAACAUAACUACCUCCACAUUAUCAGCACACGAUCACAACUAUUUGGGCUCAGAGACUAUGGGCCCGUCCACAUCGGCUGCUGCGGCGCGCGGCACUGCACGUCGUAUGCUAUCGCGCCAUCAACGCAAUGCUGACGAAUUGGAUAGCAGCGCUGAUCCACUUGAAAACUUCAGCGAAUUUAUGCAAAAUCCUCGCUUACGUCGGGGCCUUCCAACAUCCACAACUUCGCAGACCGCAGUUAAUGGUGGUACGAUAGCGACAACAGCAGCAGCGGCUAGUACGCGUGCGCCAAAGCGUAUAAGCACUGUUCGACGCGGACGCUCACGCUACAACCAAGAAAACUCACAAACUGCCGAUGAUGACGAUGAUGAAAGUGGCGAAGAGGAUGCCAGCGCUGCAUCUGACGAGGGCACUGAUGGUGGCUCUAGUACACAUGACGACGAGGACAACGAAAACGCCACCGACGAUUCAGAAGAUAAUCAGCCGUUAACAUCGUAUGUACCAACUGGACGGCGUACGCGUAACCAUGGCAACUCACCACGACGAGCUAAUCGCCGACGUCGUUCAGACGAUUCAUUUGUGUGUGACGAUGAUGACGAAGACUAUGAAGUGGAACGGCGGCGACAGAGACGACAUCAAAGGCAGAGGCCACGAUCGCGGCGCCAUAGCGAUCACGAUCACAGUAGUCCCCAGGGUAAUAGACGUAAGAAGCGUGGCUCACGCAACCUAAAGCGACCGCGCUACAAUGAGCAGAGUGAUGAUGAGGCUUCUCAUGACUACAAUGCAGCCCGAAAGCGACAGCGAGAUGCGGACGGUAGUGCUGAAAUGGUAGGCAGCAGUUCUCAACGAACAGUGGCGCAACGACCUUCACGAACUGUGGAGGAUAUGGAUAGCUCAGAAGAGGAUGAUGAACAGUUAGUGAGUGUUAGUAGUCGUGGACGUGUACGAAAAAUUUCAGCUAAAGCACGCGGUAUUUUUAAAGAUUAAUCGUCUCAAUUACCGACUACGUGAUGGCAGUAUCGACUUAAGUUGUUACUGUUUAAAAGCCAUUCACACAUGCACGCCUAUGCUAACAGUAAAGAAAAAAAGGAUAUAUAAGCAGGAAAAGGUGAAAAUAGUGUAUUGAAAAUUUUGCUUUAAAAUUGUAAUUUUUUUUUCGUUAUAUACUAUGUAUGUAUGUACCAGGUCGUUUUAGCCGCGCUUUUGACUUAUGGCCUAAGCGAUUUUGUAAACACUUCUUUGCACACUAUUAAGCGUGGCUAAUUAGUAAUUUAAGAUUUAGUUAAAAUGUAUUCUUUAAAUCUAUUCAUAAAUGUUUGCGAGUUGCAGGAACAUGAAAGCCAGUUACUUAGAAAGUGGAAAGUGGCGAAUGGGAUUCUAUUUAUGAAAAUGCUAAAAAAGUUAAUUUAUUUAUUCAUCUAAGCUGACUUCAUAUUUCUCAGUUGAAAUUGUAUAGAAGCAUCAUUUUAAUUGCAAAUUUCAUUUACUUGUAUUAUUUAAGAACAUCGUGAAUUCGAGGAAAAAAA